AAAAACUAACAACACCAAAAAUAUUUCACGAGAUCAAAUAAAUAAACUUGUAAUCUACAAAAAUAAGAUACUUAGUUUUAAUUACAUUAUCAUUUGAGAGUUUCUAAAAGAAAAUUACAGGAUAUUCAAUUAUCAAUAUAAUCUGUAUAAAUUUCACCAUGUCAGAAACAGAUGUUCUAAAAAUGAAGGUUGCUGAUUUGAAGAGAGAACUUAAACUACGAGGCUUAUCUAUAACCGGGAACAAAACUGAACUUCAAGAACGAUUACAGUCUGCUCUAUUAGAUGGCGAUUUAUCGUUAGAGGAUACAGCAAUAUCAGAAGACGUUCUAUUAGAUGAAGAUGGUUUAACUGACGAAGAAGUGCCUGUUUCACCAAUUCCAGAAGAAAACUCAACUCCAAAUCUUGAAAAUAAACAUGAAAACGUAUUAUCCUCAACAGCUACAAUAGAAAAAGAAGGAAGUGAUAAUCAACCAAAAAAAACAGUUGUGCUAAAACGAAAGCUUAUCACGUUGUCCGAAUCAAAUAUUUCGUCGGAUGAAAAUCAAACAAUCCAAUCUACUUCUGAAGAACCUUCAGAAAAAGAAGCAAAAAUUGAGAUAACAGCUGACGUAGUCAAUAAUGAAAAUAACACACAAGUACACGAAAAACGAACUUUAAAAGUGAAAGAAUUGACGACCAGAGAGCGUAUGGAAAUGAGGGCGAAAAAAUUCGGAGUUUCAUCUUCUAUUCCGUCACUUAGUGAGCUUGGAAAUAAAAAAAUUCAUCAUGAAAAAAUCAAUAUGUCCGAUCCUAAAACAAUUGAAGCUUUAAAAAAGCGAGCUGAACGUUUUGGAAUAAUAACAGCACCGCAAAUCAGCGCAAUUGAAAAAGAAGAAAAACUGCAAAAACGUAAGGAACGGUUUGGUUUGGCUUCAGAUGAUAAAAAUGCUACAAAUAAGGUAAUUACAAAUAACCCUGACUACGCAGAGAAGGCUAGACUAAGACUUGAAAGAUUCAAGACGACAGCAACAAACUAAGAUCAUAAAGUUAUGCAAACGAAUUGAAACCUUUUUUUUAUUUACUUAUUUGAAAAUUAAUAUAAAAGUACUAUACUAAUAAAAAAAAUUAACAUUAAAGAAAAUAAAAUGAAUUAAAUCCUUAGAAAAAGAAAAACUUCAAA
Molecule: messenger RNA, 1159 nt
Organism: Condylostylus longicornis
Lineage: Eukaryota; Metazoa; Arthropoda; Insecta; Diptera; Dolichopodidae
Product: SAP domain-containing ribonucleoprotein
Exons: 2
Coding region: 159-1016 (285 amino acids)
Biological process (GO): poly(A)+ mRNA export from nucleus
Cellular component (GO): nucleus
Source: RefSeq, a predicted model, not a curated record